UGCUUCCCCGGGUGUUUUUGCUUCUCUCCUUCAGCAAUAGUCGCCCUCUUCCUGGUCGCCUUUUCUCAUCGAUCAGGAAUGAGAGCGGCUGCCCUGACCCUCGUAGCUUUCCUGCUGGGUUUCUCUCAGGUCGCGGGCCGCCGCUGCCCUUUCCCAUGCCGCUGCGCGCCGCUUCCCCUUCGCUGCCCUCCCGGAGUCAGCUCGGUUUUCGACGACUGUGGCUGCUGCCAGGUGUGCGCCCGCCAGCUCAACGAGGACUGUGACAAGCUGUCGCCCUGCGAUCCUCAUAAAGGCCUGGAGUGCAAUUUUGGGGCCGACCCCUUAGCGACCCGGGGCAUCUGUUGGGCAAAGCAAGAAGGUCGGACCUGCGAAUACAACGGCCGUAUCUACCAAAAUGGAGAGAACUUCCAGCCUAGUUGCAAACAUCAAUGCACUUGCAUUGAUGGAGCGGUGGGUUGCCAGCCUCUUUGCCCACUGGAACUGCCUCUGGCUUCACUAGGCUGUUCCAGUCCCCGGCUCCUUAAAGUACCCGGUCAAUGCUGCAAGAAAUUUGUGUGCAGCAAAGGAUCCAAGAAGUACAAAGGUGUCGCCUUUGAGUACAACUCAAAUGGAGAGGCCAGUAACAAUGAAAUCAUCUAUGCGGGUAAAGGUGGACACUGGAAGAACCUGCCAGCAUGGAGACCAUUCUUCCAGGAUCAGGAUACAAAGCAAGAGCGCAAAUGCUUGGUCCAGACCACACACUGGUCCCCGUGCUCUAAGAGUUGUGGUUUUGGCAUCUCUACCCGCAUCAACAGCAAUAAUCCCCAAUGCAAGCUGAUCAAAGAAACCCGAUUGUGUCAGGUCAGGCCCUGUGAGCAGCCUGAUUUUUCAAAGCUAAAGAAAGGCAAGAAAUGUCUGAGGACGCACAAAGUGCAAGAGCCCGUGAGAUUCAGUCAUGCGGGUUGCAAGAGCCCACGUCGUUACCAGCCCAGUUUCUGUGGGGCCUGCCUGGAUGGCCGCUGCUGUGUACCUCUGCGCACUCGUACACUAAAUGUACCCUUCCAUUGUCCUGAUGGGAGCAGUUUUACCAAGAAAGUCAUGAUGAUCCAUACUUGCCAGUGUGGGGCAUCUCACUGCCCGCUGCUGAGUGAAGCUGCCACGGGACCCCAGUAUCAGCUGAAUGGGGACAUCCACAAAUUCCUGGAAUGACAGGGCAUGCCAACCUGUCUACCGGUGAUGGCUCUGGUGGAUUACUUUGGAUCAUCCAGGCCCUUCCCCCUCCUGCUUGAUCCAUGAAGCUAAGACAGGCUGUAGUUGCUCUGCUUCCCUGAAUGCAAAUCUGGAAGAUAAAACGGCAUUUGGAAAUGGCCUCACCCUUCGGUAUUUGGAAAAUGCAUUGGGCUAUGUUGGGAGCAUGGCUAUCCAGUGGGAACGGAUCGAAUGGCACGGAUUUCAGUCUCUCUAUACUCAGUCCAGCCAAGCUCAGGCUGGAACUGAGUCUCAAGCUACUAUGGUAGUAGAAGAUCAAAGACUUCUGAUUUGAUUUGAUUUUUUAUUUCAUGGCCCUCAUGCUCGAAAGUUUGAGGAAGCGCAGCAUUAUGCACUACUGGUAGCUGCGGUGGGGUGGGGGGGUCUGUGGUUCAGGUUGCUAAAUCCCAAACUGGGCAGUUUUGACAUUUUCAAGAUCCCAGAAUGGGGGGGGGGGGGGGAAUAGUACAUUUUAAGUUAGAUAAGUAUGAACUAUAGUGGAAUAAGCUGUCUCUCAAAAGAGCCACAAUUCUGAAUGAGUUUGGGAUCUGGCAAUAAAACCUUAGAGCAAUCUAAUGAAUAAGGAAUGAAAAGGAGAUGGGAAACAAAACUCAGAUAACAAAAGUAUGUAUCCCCCCCCCCCCCUGAUUUUUCUGACCAACUGGCCAGAAAGAGAUGCUGGUUGGGUCUUCCUCUCCCUUAUCUCACCAUUGUUUACUUCUGCUCCUUAGUUUGCUUCCUCCUUGUCCUUCAGUUUAAACGGGUUUGCUAGUUUGCCCAUCUUUACAUCCAAAGGCUACAUUCCUGACUGCCCACAGUGCCCCCUAAUGGCAAGAUGUUUCCAGGAAGGAGCCCCAGGAAGGGAAAUCCGUAUACACUGCUCAUUCAUGGUCUACUUUCCAUCUCCUCUAGUUUGCACUCUGUUAGGCUACUAGGCUGUUGGUUGCUAGUCUAGCUUUUAAGCUUCACAUUCAUUGGAGGGAGAUCUCAAACAGAGGAAAAACAAAAUUACUUGAUGGUUUUAAAAUGAGUUGAAAUGGAGUUGAAAGAGGAUUGUUCUAUAUGUGCACCCAUUUUAAUCUCUGGUUUAAAAAGCUUCUACAAUGAUGAUAGUUGCACAAAGAAUUUUGUGUUGGGCUGCAGCAGCAGAGAUGUAUAACAAAGCAGCGUUUGAGAUACUGUCCGUUUUCCAAUCAACGAUUGAGCCAAAAAGCACUUAAAAAACAAAACAAAAAACAUCCUAUUUCCCAUUCUGGUCCUGGUGAACAACAAAAGGAAUGCUGAAAACAAACCAACAAACCAGGGCACAGUAUUAGAAGGGACUUGAAACAUUUUGGAACAGUUAAGAAAGCCUAUAUUUAUACGUGCAGCAAAGUACUCUCUGCUCUGAAGAUUAUUUUAUGGAUUUUUAAAAUCUUUAUUUUGUUUUGCAUAAAGAAAAGCUUCAAUAAUAGAUUGGAGCGAUGGCUAUUUAGCUUCAUAAUGAAGCCUUCUGUGCAUUACCUUCUAGAUGCAAAGUUUUUAUUCCUAUGUUAAUCUUCGAGUUGCUACAGUGAUAGUUCAGCGUUUCUCAUUUUAGUCUGUUUUAUGACCCUUCCUGCUUGAUAGAAAGCUCUGUAGCAGAGAAACAGGAUACGGCUCUUUCAAAAUUAUACUCAAAAUGGGCUUGAUAUAAUGCUUCCAAAACAAUCUUCUGCCAGAGACAGACAAUGGUAUGGAUGUAUCUUAUGGACUUGGAUUUGUCUUGAUCACUUGUAGGCAUCUGAUGUCCCCUAAAUGUAUUCCACCUUAAUUACAAGUCAAAAUGAAUAGUGGCAAGAGAUUGUGGAACCACCAAUGGUUCUCAAUCGGUGGAGACAAAGGUCUUCCAGGAUGGGCUGUGUAAGGUGUACACAUGAACAUAUAUACACAGCCCAGAUCUACUGAGAUUACAAAACCUUGUGAAACUGUAUUAUUGCUGAUUUUGAUCUUUAUUUUGGCCUUUUAUUUUAAGAUGAAAAACUAAUUUUUAUUUGGUUUAGGGAUCCCAUGAACUGUGUGUGUUGGGAGCAGAGGCCACAUACCAUGGUGAGUGCAGGCACCACAUGGCUGAUCUGUGGCUUAUGUGGCAGUCCUCAAAAAAAAAAAAAAAACUUUCAUUGUAGGGCUUCAAAUUAAGGAAAAAGUAAGAGUCACUUGGAAGGUACCAGCAUGUUUUUGAUUCUUGGAACCAUCAACUCUGAAUCUGCAACUCUCUCAAAAUGACUUUAGAGAUGGUUAUAGUAAAAGUAGCUGACUAUUCUUGGGCUGUGGGGAAUGAGCAUUGCUAUGCUACUUGCUUUGGAAUUAUACUUUGGAUUUUUUCCCCUCCCAAAUCUGUAAGGGAACAGGCAGGACCUGGCCUUAUUUGGAAUGCUUCUGCUAUUUUAAAAUAUAUUUUAUUCAAAC
Notechis scutatus (mainland tiger snake) is the source of this 3654-nucleotide messenger RNA. Its product is annotated as CCN family member 1-like. The record is from RefSeq and is a predicted model, not a curated record. Gene Ontology annotation, cellular component: extracellular region. Lineage: Eukaryota; Metazoa; Chordata; Lepidosauria; Squamata; Elapidae. Gene Ontology annotation, biological process: positive regulation of cell migration; signal transduction; positive regulation of cell differentiation. Gene Ontology annotation, molecular function: heparin binding; integrin binding.